AUGCCAUCCAAGAGCGAGCCCGCCCUGCUCAAGGUACACCGCACCAAGUACCGUGGUGCUGGUGCUGGCCCAAUUCCCAAGUCGGAGCCGUUCAAUACCUCCUCCUCCUCCAAGCCCCCAAAGAGACCUUGGCGCGCAGACCCGGGAGUAAGACUGUUGAGCUUCACCAACCACCAGAUCGAGGCUCAAAUGGCUCGGAUGAAUAGCAACAUCGGCGACUUCAUGAGCGAGCUUGACCAGCUCGAGUCCCACAUCAAUGAGCUCAACCAUCCAAAGCUGCUGAGUUGGCAAGCCGACAUCGUCACGCGUCUCAUCGAGGUAGCUCAUUCCAAGGAGCCAAAUCUCUCUUCCAGCAGUCUCUUGUUGACUGCUCACUACCUUGACCACGAAACGAUGUCGCGUGGUUACAGCCUCGCUGCCAGGAAGAUCUCUCUCGAGACCAUGCGCAAGUUCGGUCUUGGCGAGCAACAUUAUGAAGUGCUGAGGCGAUACGAUGAGCUCCUUGAACACCGCAGCAAGAACCCUUUCCACACCGAGAGUUUCUUCGCCCGAUGGCUUGUUGCCAAUCAACAUGUCGCGCCUGAGAAGUUUUUAUUCUGGUCUCCGUUUUUCCUCGCGUGCUACGGUCGAUCUAUCAGCCAGAGUGCUACCUUCUUUUAG
Messenger RNA from Penicillium pulvis, 660 nucleotides. RefSeq lists its product as uncharacterized. The coding region runs from base 1 to 660 and encodes 219 amino acids. The transcript has 3 exons. NCBI's taxonomy places the organism in Eukaryota, Fungi, Ascomycota, Eurotiomycetes, Eurotiales, Aspergillaceae. The record is from RefSeq and is a predicted model, not a curated record.